AUGUUUGACCACACCCCGCUUCAGCCUUUCGAGCACAACAUCAAAGAUGCGCCGGAAGCCCGCACACGAAGACCAGACAUGGCCUCAUUCUUCUCCCAGCUAAGCCAGGUUGAGACCGACUCCCCCACACACAUGAACGACCACGCCAUACCGACUCCCGUCGAUGUAGCAGCAACCUACAACCUCCUCCGCCUACAAUACGAGUCUCUCAUCCAGUCUGCUCCCCCCGAAUUUGACACCCACGUCCUUGAAGAACUAAUUUCCGAUAUUCGAUCUUCUAUGGAUUCACCUCCGGAAGAAGUACGCGGUGUACCACAAAGUUAUCUAGAUGAGCUGGAAAGGGUACCUAAGAAGUCAUUGAAGAAAACGGACAAAUGCCCUAUUUGUGCGGACGCAUUUCUCGAUGAUCCGUAUCCGUUGGUGGUCGUUUUGCCCUGUCAUUCGACUCAUAUGUUUGACUUGGAGUGUGUGGGGCCGUGGUUGAGAUUGAAUGGUACUUGUCCUUUGGACAGGAAAGAGUUGAUGAAGAAGAAGAAAGAGGAGAAAGUUGUGCCUCGAGAACGUAAUCGCAAUCAAGAGCCGGGAGAGAAGAAGGAUGCUAAGAAGGAAGAAGUGGAUCGCUAUGAUGACGAGGAGGAGUUUGAUGAUAUGUAUGCUUGA
Mollisia scopiformis is the source of this 660-nucleotide messenger RNA. RefSeq lists its product as uncharacterized. The record is from RefSeq and is a predicted model, not a curated record. Bases 1 to 660 code for a protein of 219 amino acids. The transcript is spliced from 2 exons. Lineage: Eukaryota; Fungi; Ascomycota; Leotiomycetes; Helotiales; Mollisiaceae.